This is a messenger RNA of Columba livia (rock pigeon), 5503 nucleotides long. RefSeq names its product anoctamin 1 (gene ANO1). Lineage: Eukaryota; Metazoa; Chordata; Aves; Columbiformes; Columbidae. The coding region runs from base 39 to 3224 and encodes 1061 amino acids. Gene Ontology annotation, molecular function: protein dimerization activity; intracellularly calcium-gated chloride channel activity. Gene Ontology annotation, cellular component: plasma membrane. The transcript has 29 exons. Gene Ontology annotation, biological process: chloride transmembrane transport. The record is from RefSeq and is a predicted model, not a curated record.
CCAAGUGGCUGCGGGGCGCGGGCAGGCGAUGGAUACGGAUGAGAUCCACCUGCGCAGGCUGCCGGGACCGCGGGGUGAUGAGUCCUGCAGGCAACAUCCCAGAGAAACGCUGCUGUUGCUGUUUCAUCUUUACUGGAGACACAGACAGUGAGUUUCAUGGGGUGGAUUUUCUGCCAGAAGAUCUCAACGAGGCUCCAGAGGAGACAGGAAUGAGGGUGAACAAGAAAUACUCCUGUCUACCUGCUGAGGAGAAGGGGAUCCACAUUAUCAACAUCCGAGCUAUUGAGGAUAUAGGAUACGACCAGCACGAGAGUACAUUAUUAAAUUCCCUAUCCAAAAAUCCAGAUGCUGACUGCAAAUAUGGACUCUACUUCAGAGAUGGCAAGAGGAAAGUCGACUACAUCCUGGUUUAUCAUUACAAGAGGUCCUCGGCGGGGAGGACACUGGCCAGGAGAGUUCAUCACAAUGAUUCAAGCACCCGGAACACCAAGCAGGACCAGCCGCUUCCUGGGAAGGGAGUGCAACUGGAAAUGGGGGAAGGCGAACCUCACGUGGAUUGCCAUGAAGACGACAAGAGGUUUCGCAGGGAGGAGUACGAAGGGAACCUCGUGGAGGCUGGUCUGGAACUGGAACACGAUGAGGAUACUAAAAUCCAUGGGGUUGGAUUUGUAAAAAUACAUGCACCGUGGAAUGUAUUGUGCCGAGAGGCAGAAUUUCUUAAGCUCAAGAUGCCCACAAAAAAGAUGUAUCAGAUCAAUCAGACCCAUGGCCUUCUGAAAAAGAUUAAUACAGUAAUUCAAAAAAUAACAGAGCCCAUCCAGCCAAAAGUAGCAGAACACAAACCUCAGACGAUGAAGCGCCUCUCCUACCCCUUCUCCAGAGAAAAACAGCACCUAUUUGAUUUGUCUGACAGAGAUUCCUUCUUUGACAGCAAAACGAGAAGCACUAUAGUUUAUGAAAUAUUGAAAAGAACGACAUGUACCAAAGCAAAAUAUAGCAUGGGGAAAGGAGAGGGAAGAAAGAAGGAAACUGCCCUUUUAAAUAAAAGACGAAAAUGUGGUAAAUAUGGGAUCACCAGUCUGCUUGCCAAUGGAGUUUACACUGCUGCAUAUCCUUUGCAUGAUGGUGACUAUGAAGGUGAAAACGUUGAACCUAAUGACAGAAAACUCCUGUGCGAGGAGUGGGCGAGCUAUGGGGUCUUCUACAAAUACCAACCCAUCGACCUGGUGAGAAAAUACUUUGGAGAGAAGAUUGGACUAUAUUUUGCCUGGCUGGGAGUUUAUACACAAAUGCUCAUUCCAGCUUCAAUAGUAGGGAUUAUCGUUUUCCUAUAUGGCUGUGCCACUGUGGAUGAGAACAUACCAAGUAUGGAAAUGUGUGACGAGAGAAACAACAUCACCAUGUGUCCCUUAUGUGACAGAACGUGCAGCUACUGGAAGAUGAGCUCGGCUUGUGCGACUGCUCGCGCAAGUCAUCUCUUUGAUAACCCUGCAACUGUCUUCUUCUCAGUCUUCAUGGCUCUCUGGGCUGCCACUUUUAUGGAACACUGGAAGAGAAAACAGAUGCGUCUCAACUACAGGUGGGACCUGACUGGGUUUGAAGAGGAGGAGGAGGCAGUCAAGGAUCAUCCAAGGGCAGAAUAUGAAGCUAAAGUUUUAAAAAAAUCACUGCGAAAAGAACACAAACAUAAAGAGAAGCAUCGAUAUUUUCCAGAAGAGACAGCAAACAAAUGGAGACAAAGAGUUAAGACAGUCAUGGCUGGGGUGAAAUUGACAGAUAAAGAAAAGCUGACAUGGAAGGAUCGUUUUCCAGCUUAUUUAACCAAUUUUGUUGGCAUUAUCUUCAUGGUCGGGCUGACGUUCGCCAUCGUGUUCGGAGUCAUCAUCUACAGGAUCUCGACCGCGGCGGCGCUGGCGAUCAGUUCAACCCCCUCGGGCCGAUCCAGCGUCAGGGUCACCGUCACGGCCACCGCCGUCAUUAUCAAUUUGGUUGUCAUCAUCAUCCUGGACGAAGUAUACGGCUGCAUCGCAAGGUGGUUAACUCAGAUCGAGGUGCCAAAAACUGACAAGAAUUUCGAAGAGCGGCUGAUUUUUAAGGCUUUCCUGCUGAAAUUUGUCAACGCCUACACACCCAUUUUCUACGUUGCUUUCUUCAAAGGCCGAUUUGUUGGACGUCCAGGAGACUAUGUCUACAUUUUCCAUUCUUUCCGAAUGGAAGAGUGUGCUCCAGGUGGUUGCCUAAUGGAAUUGUGUAUCCAGCUCAGUAUUAUCAUGUUGGGCAAGCAGCUGAUUCAGAACAAUUUAUUUGAGAUUGGCAUCCCGAAGAUGAAGAAAUUUAUACGAUACAUGAAAUUAAAGCGUCGGCGUUCUUUAGACCACGAAGAGCACAUGAAAAAAAAGCAGCGUUAUGAAGUGGACUAUAACCUGGAGCCUUUUGCUGGACUCACCCCUGAAUAUAUGGAAAUGAUUAUUCAGUUUGGGUUUGUAACUUUGUUUGUUGCAUCCUUCCCGCUGGCACCUCUGUUUGCGUUGUUGAACAACAUCAUUGAAAUCCGUCUAGAUGCAAAAAAAUUUGUUACUGAGCUGAGGAGACCGGUAGCGGUCAGAGCAAAGGAUAUAGGAAUCUGGUAUAAUAUCCUCAGAGGCAUUGGAAAGCUUGCUGUCAUAAUAAAUGCAUUUGUGAUCUCAUUCACAUCCGACUUCAUUCCACGCCUCGUGUACCUGUAUAUGUACAGUGAGAAUGGCACCAUGCAUGGCUUCGUCAACCAUACACUAUCCUCUUUUAAUGUCAGCGAUUUUCAAGCAGGAACAGCUCCAAACGACCCCAUGGAUCUCGGCUACGAGGUUCAGAUAUGCAGAUACAAAGAUUAUCGAGAACCCCCCUGGUCCGAAAACAAGUAUGACAUUUCAAAGGAUUUCUGGGCUGUCCUAGCAGCAAGAUUAGCGUUUGUGAUAGUUUUCCAGAACUUGGUCAUGUUUAUGAGUGAAUUUGUUGACUGGAUUAUCCCAGACAUUCCCAAGGACAUUAGUCAACAGAUUCAUAAGGAGAAGGUUCUCAUGGUGGAGGUCUUCAUGAGAGAAGAGCAAGGGAAGCAGCAAAUGCUAGAAACCUGGAAAGAGAAGGGCAAGAAAAAAGGUGAAAACUGUAACAAUCACAGCCCCAGACUCUCCAGGAGCCACAGCGGGAGCUUGUCCUCUUGCCACUCGUAUCCUCUCGACGUAUAGAAGAGGAAGGUGUUGCGUAUGUCGGGGCAUUCCACUGAUACACAAGCCAUCGCGUCAAGGGCAGGACUCGAUUCAUGGACAACCUGGUGCAUGUUGAAGGAUGUCGCUGCCGUUCUGCUCCCAUCUUUGUAAGAAAUGCUCUUCUUACAAACAUGGAGGACCACGUUCUAUUUCUGAUAAUGUUGUUUCUUCUUUUGCACAAGCAGUAAUGCAGGGAAUUUUUAUAUUUCAUCGACAGAUAACACUAUUGACGUUGGUGUGCAUUAAUAAAUGCAGGUACUUAGUACGUCUUGAUAGAGAUAUUCUCUGAGAAUUUGACCUUUAGCCUGUUAAUUAACUAACUAAAUAAAGGUAAAUUUUAAGUAAUAAUAAUACUACUAAUUUAAAAUAUAUUUGGAACCCCAGGCUUGAAGGUCCAUGGGGUACGUAGAUAACGUAUAUGCAAAAUGAGCUUUAGACUGUGCCCCAGGAUUCCUUUUGGCAGGAGAGAAGCCACGUAAAGCCCACCAGGCUGCCUUGCUUUCCAAGACAGGCUUUAGCUCUGCUGGCAGAUCUGUGUUUGAACCUGCAGGUCUAAAACGAGCUCCUGCUCAGCUCUGGCGUCACACAUGUCAGUGGGGCACUGGUGGCAUCCACAACUGAUGUGAAUGAAGCUACCUCAGUGCCCCAAGCUGCAUUUGAGCGUUUGAGUGGGAUCCCAGCGUCUCAAACACUCGUGGCCAUGCAGCAGCAGCACAAUUUUUGGAGAUCCUCCCUGCAGGUCGACGAUCCCGGAGCGUUUUGUUAAAUGCCCUGAAUUACCGAGCACACAUAGAGCUGCCGUGACUCGCACCGCCCUGCCUAGAGCUCAGACACGGUUGUUGCUGAGGAAAUUCCCUUUAUUCCCCCCCAUUGUUUUAGCGCAUCCCUUUCUUAGGCAGUUUUCUCUCUGUAGCCCUCGAUCCCUGCAGGAGAUGGGGAUCUGCACCCGUUUUGCACAGCCAGAGAACAGCUUUGCCCAGAGGUUGUGCCGGAGGAGUAAAUCAAAAAGUCCCACUUACUGUCUUCAAUAGAAAUGUUGCCUGCACUGGGGCUACAGGACCAGACCUUCAGUUAGUUACAGGACUUUUGUCUUAAAAUCCUCUGUAUUUUGAGCUUCCUUAAAGUAAUAAGUCUCCAGUCCUUCCUUACGAUGCUUAGCGAAAUCCCAAUCAGUUCAACUCUUUUUGAGCAUAGUACAUUUUAGUUUUGCUUUGUCAAACGAUAAACUGCACUUCCAAAUAAUAUUGGUGCAAUUAACCUCAUUUCUUUUAUUGCUUUUUCUCAUCCAUGGCACUUGCAUUACGAAUAUAAAACUGAAAAAAAAUAAAAGAAAAAGGAAAGAUUUCUUUAAAGUCUAACUACUGUAUGGUUUGUUACAAAACCAAACGUCAAAAGACUGUUUUCAAGAGAAGUUAGUUAUUUCUUUUUUCCUUUUCUUAUUUUCUUUGCCAAACUAAUUUAAAGAUUAAUGCUAGAACUUUAAAGAAAAAUGCGAUAUUUAGCUUUUGAUAUAUUUAUUUGUUUUAAAGUAUGUGAUAAACUUGAUAUUUUUCUGGAGUCUGUCCAAAGAAGGUACCAGAAAAGAAAUUAUGUGGGGGAAGGAAAAUGGUAUUAACCAAAUAUUCUUGAAGCUUAUUUAAAAUAUUGAUUCAACCAAAGAUUUUUAUUAAUAAAGGGCUUAUAUUUUGUUAACUCUUGUUUCUGUUGUAUUUUGACUUGCAGGAAUGUCACUAUUUUUUAAAUUUGUAACUUAUGAUAGCUUAUUACUGCAGGGCCAAAUUCUGCCUGGUUUAUUCAUGCAAGAAGCAUCAUCCCUGGUUGUGUUUACCAGCUCAGGCCCACUGAGCGGGAGUAAAUCAAGCAGAAUUCUGCUCAUACAUCUUGUUGAAAAAGCUUCUUCCUCUCAUUCCUCGGUAGCCCAAAAGAUCCAGAAGAAAGCCAAACAUCAACUACCUAUGCUGAAGAGAAAUCUUCCUCGAAGGCAAUUUCAGCUGUAAAUACUUAUCCAAAAGUAUUCCCAACUUAAUACUGACAUUCCUGUAAAUGGUAGAGCUAUAUCCUGAACACAUACUUAUCAGAAUUUUUCAUUAUUUGCUGAAAUCAUUAAAUAGUAACAGUUGCUUAUACUUUCUUUUGUACAGUAAAUUGUUUGAAACGGAAUUUUGUAUAUAAAAAAAACUGUAUUACUACUUAGAUAAGUAUAAAACUUUCAUGGAAUCAUUUUUUAAGAAAAGCAAAUAUAUACUAAAUCUGGUUUA